CAGAACCAAUAUUCUAUCUAGCCUUAUAAAUCUACAAAAUGGUGAAACUUGUCGCAGUUUGUAGAGAUGACGAGGAUUAUCCUUUCGAAAAUCGACAACUUCCUCUCAAUGUUGACAAAAAUUUAACGCUUGUGCUACAAUUCGAUGACCCCCUUCAACCUGGAUAUAAAAGCAACAAUGCUAAAUCAGAUCUCAGGACUUUUAUUGAGAAUUACAACAUUCUCAAUGUGGAAGAAGUUAAACAAGCCUGCAUGAUGAAUGGGAGAGAUUUAACAACAUUUCUGUCUCACAUGGUACCGUGUGUCGGCUGCAGAAGAAGCGUUGAACAAAUGUUUCAUCAACUUGCGGACCAAGGUCAUCCAGCACUCGACCCAUUGAUUGUGACAUCACGAGGAGGAAUGUCAAUCAAACGUCACGUUUCGUCGAACCCAACAGCUUUAUAUAAGUUGUUUUAUCACGAUGUGGUACAUAUGCAUGGAUUAAUCAAGAAUAUUUUAAAAAGCAAGAAAAACAAACGAUGCUUCAUUCAUUCAUUGGAAAUGCAAAAACCAAGGCUAGGAAGAGCCCUUGCAAUGUCACCAAACAACGGCCAAGCUUGUUCAAAUCUAAGUUCUUUGCCUCCUGCGACCUCUAACAUCGCCCCUCCUAUCACCCCUUACUAUGGGAAUGGAUCCUGGAUGGAUAUCUGGAACGAUUUAUCCAACGAAUGCAAGGAAGAAGUUGUCAUCUUAGAUUGCGAAGGAAUUCUGGAUUUGAUGGAAGAAUACUUGAAACGUCACAGAUUUUGUAAAGACUGUAAAAGCAAGGUAGCACGAGCUUUUGGGAUUCUAGUCGACGAAAUCGAUCCCAAGAAAGAGACUGGGUACUGUAGCGCUCUGUACGUUGGACUUCGAUUUUGUGGCCCCAAGUCUAAGCUUGCGCUAGAACGAGAGGCAGAGGAAAGGGCUUCUUGUGAUUCUGCAGAAUGUGAAGGCUGUGAUCACUCAAGCGAUGAAUGUGAUCAUGAAGCGGAACUGCCGUCUGGAAAUACAGAAUCAGAAGAUGAUAAGAAUACUGUGGAUAAAUCUACUGAAACAAGCGAUGAGCCACUGGUACAAGGCAACCAAUCUCGUCAUAUCCAUGUCUGCUGUGAGACUAAUUAUAUCGCCCAUCUGAUGACGAGGGCUGAAGCUGAGAUUUCUGGAGGACGUCGUGAGCGACAUGCAAAAACGAUCGACGUAGCCCAAGAAGAAGUUCUGACUUGUAUUAGUUUGUAUUUGUACGAGAGGUUACAUCGAUUGUGGCAGAAAGUACGAGCUGAAUGCCAGACAUGGAGAGUCUUGUUCUAUGUCAGUGUUGAAACUAUGAGACAAGUUUUUGAGAUAGUGAUAGAAGAAAAAGUAGGAAUGGAUAAACUGGAAGCACUUUGUGAAGAAUUGGAAGAACAGGACAGGAAACAAGAAAUCAAGCAAGAAAAGAAACGACAGAAAAAGAAAAGACAGAAGAAAAGGAAAGAAGAAGCAAAGAAACAAGAAGAAGCAGAGACAAUUCCACCAAACACUGAUGCAAGCAACAAGGUUCCUUCAUGCAACAACCGGGAUUCCCCCUCCCUACCUGCGACCAGUGUAAUGUGCACUAACAACCGCAUUUGUCGAAAAGGUGGGAGAGAUGACGGCAACAGAAGUCCUGGUUUCCAAGGAAGUGAUCUCGGAUAUUCAUCAGGAUAUUGUGAAAGUAGCGUCAGUUCAAGAGAGGGGUCAGAGGUCACAUGCUCAGAUGGUUUCUGCAACCACGAUGAGCAUGAAUGUGCAGAGAAAGAAAACAGAGCUGCUUUCCCUCACAAAAUCAAUAAGGGAUCAAGUGGAGAGUUCGGACAUAAAAGUUGUCGUCCCUGCCAGAUGUCAAGUGCUCCACCAAUAUCAUCUCAGUCGCCUGCAGAAGGGUCAUGUGACGAGUGUCAAAGUUCACAGGAUACAGGAAGGAAGUGCAAAAAAGGGAAAAAAGUAAAGAGCAACAUCUACAACAUUGGAAAACCUUUCUCCUCUCAGGAAUCCGGGAAUUUUCAAUCGAGACUGUUAGAAAUGCUGAAAGAGGAACCUGACAAAUUCACUAGUCGAAGCCAAAGAGAUAAACAAGGUGUUGUCAAUGGCGAUGGAAAUGGUUCUGAAGGUCACGACCCCGAUGACGAGGAAAGUGACGGCGACGGUUUAACAGCGGAAGAGAUUGCGGAGUUCGAGAGAGACAGGAAUCGAAUUCGAGAGGAAAGAAUCGUUCUACGAGAAAAAAUUCGAAAGAACUUUCUGCAUUUUUGUGGAAAGGGGGACGAAUUAAGUGAAGGUGCCAAGGUUGCUAACGGCAACGAUGGAGGCAGUGGUCACCAGAGCGUGACUGUCGUCAAUGGCAACCAACAACGUAAGGGGAAACCCCAAAAUGGUACAAACCAUUCCAAUGGGAAAAAAGUGAAAUCCCGUAAAUAGUUUAACCAAAAAAUUACGACUCAAUUUUUCCAGAAAAACUGAAAAUUCCCGAUUUUUAUGUUUUUAUUAUGUUUAUUGUAAUUUGUUAUUUCCAUACGUUGAACAGCAGGGCUUCGGAGCUGGAAAACUUUUAUUGACAAUUCUCAACAUCCUGAAAACUAACUGUCCUCCCAAAAACAUUGACCUGACUCUGAACUUAAAAUAUUUUAAUAAGUUAUAAAAAAAAUCCUUUUCCAAAGUCCUUUGGUUUGUUUCUAGGGGCUUUGCUUAUAAUAAUUUGUUUUGAUUUGAUAGCUGAUUUCUACUUCUGACUCUAAGCUUAUAAAUUAUUUUAAUUGUAUUUAAAACUUUGGACUUGCGAAUUUUUACUUUCAAAUCGUUUUAUUUUGGUUCUCGGGGUUCAAAAUUUUGACUUUGACUCUCAAACGUCAAAGGGACUCUCUUCAGAAUUUUGGCCAUCUGGUAAAAUUUCUAAUCCUUGGAAAAAAAAAAUGCCGAUCUCCUCUGCUCUGCUGGACGUAAAAACACAUUGCCAAAAAUGAGCAUAAUACAAUUCUUAUGCGCCUCUAAUUUUUGUCAAAAACCCAAAAAGUGGGAUAUUUUACAAAAAAAAAUAAUUGUAGUUUACACAUAUCGUUUGUUUAUUGAUGAUAGCAAAUAUUGUUACCAUAAACAUGAGGUUAUUCUGCUAUUAUAUUUUAGAUGAAAGUAGGUGUUGCCGUUGGCUGCAUUAUAUUGAAUAAAAUGCUGUUAUAUAAUUUUA
Molecule: messenger RNA, 3219 nt
Organism: Styela clava
Lineage: Eukaryota; Metazoa; Chordata; Ascidiacea; Stolidobranchia; Styelidae
Source: RefSeq, a predicted model, not a curated record